AUGGAGCGCAACAUGCUGAGACGGGUGGCGAUGGUGGCGGCGGUGGCGAUGCUGAUGAUGAUGGCGGAAGGAGCGAGAGGAGAUGAAACGAUCGAGAAGAAAGAACAUGUGGCAGCAACACAAGGACAAGACUCACGCAUGGCGUCAGACACAAGCUUGCCCAUGGGCUCGCGCGAGAACCAAGGGUUGGGAACCAAAGGUAGCGAAUCCCGGGAUCAAGAUAGUCUCAAGGAGCAAGACAACCAAGACAGCACGAGUGAUAAGACCAGCGAAAAGGAGCAGCAAGAAGCAGCCCGUGAAGCUCAGGAAGAGGAGGAUGAGGACCAACUCUUAAGUGCUGUGGCGAAAUUCAAAGAGAGGAAGCGAAGAGAACAGGAGACGGCCGAGAAGGCUAAGAACCAGUUUGUGUCUAGCAGCUCCAUGUCUGAUUCGAAGUCAAGUCAGGAGGAUGAGAGUCCUAGCGGCCCUCGGAGCUCCCCAGCUCCCAUCCAGUUCAUCGCCAACGAGACCAUGGACGAGCUUGAUGCGGAGCGAUUGGCUUUCGAGGCGGCACAACGAGCUGUGGAGGAGGAGGAGGCUAGACAAGAGGCGCUACGGUUGGAGCGAGAGGCGGAGGAGGGUCAGCUGAACGAGAGGGCCGGGAGAGGGCGGGCAGAAGCUCAGCGCUUGUUCAACGAGCAGGAAGUGAAACGCAUGCAUGGAGACUUCGCGAAACCCGUCGAGCGCAAGUACAAGGAGCAGCUGCGAUGCUCGGAGUGUCACGUCGGAAUUAUUUCUGUGCCAAGAUGGUUUGCAGAGCUAAUGGUCAAGUCCAAAGUGCGCGGGAUGAGCCUCGAGUGGGAUGGAGGAGAUGUCACGAUCCCUCACUCUCUCAGCUUCUCCUUCAACAACGCCAAGGCUGUCAUCUUCGCCGCCACCUCCACGCCAGACAGUGAGGUCUGUGUCAACGGCAAGCUCAACGGCGCCAAGCACGUGGAUCGAGACGGUCUCGCCAAGGUUGCGACAGUUGCGGUUCAAUUCGGCGUCGAACGUCUCAUCGUCAUCAGCGAGGCAGGAGUUUCUCGCCCCUUGCAGACUUCGAUGCAGAGGCUGUCAAAGAUGUCCUUCAAUUCGAGCUCGCUCAACAAGCUCAGGAGCAAGUACGAGGGCGAGAGGCUCAUGGCAGACAUCGUCAAGAGCUCCAACGGCUCUCUCACCUACACCGUGAUCCGGGCGGCGAGGAUGGGAACAAGCUCGCACGAGAAAGCCUACAGCGUUGAAGCCAGUGAGGUCUGCACGAGACAGGGCGACAACCUGCCAUGGGAGGUGGAGGACAUCGAGUCGUACCAGCAUCGGAAGAUCGACGAGGAGGACAGGAUGCUGUCCAAGUGCGGUCAGACGUCGUGGGCUGCUCACUUCAAGACGAGGAUACAAGAUACUCUCCAACAUAUCCCCUCAAGCUCCCUGAGGAGACGCGAAGACCUGCUGCUCCUUCAGAGGUCAGUCGGUCACGAGCUUCCUCGUCCUCACUCUCCUCCUAGGGACUUGCGCGUCAUCAACGCACUGGAGGGGGCGAUGCCAGAGGCAGCACACGCGGGUGACUCUCUUCUUCCUCUGUCCUAA
Messenger RNA from Guillardia theta CCMP2712, 1602 nucleotides. RefSeq lists its product as hypothetical. The transcript has 14 exons. NCBI's taxonomy places the organism in Eukaryota, Cryptophyceae, Pyrenomonadales, Geminigeraceae. The coding region runs from base 1 to 1602 and encodes 533 amino acids. The record is from RefSeq and is a predicted model, not a curated record.